Molecule: messenger RNA, 852 nt
Organism: Fukomys damarensis (Damara mole-rat)
Lineage: Eukaryota; Metazoa; Chordata; Mammalia; Rodentia; Bathyergidae
Product: voltage-dependent calcium channel beta subunit-associated regulatory protein-like
Exons: 2
Coding region: 145-852 (235 amino acids)
Biological process (GO): negative regulation of calcium ion-dependent exocytosis; negative regulation of voltage-gated calcium channel activity
Cellular component (GO): secretory granule; plasma membrane
Molecular function (GO): transmembrane transporter binding
Source: RefSeq, a predicted model, not a curated record
AGAGACUAGAAAAAAGGAACACUAGUUAACUCUUGGAGGAACAGUUUGCCCCUGAAGCCCCAAAACAUUUGCACAGCCCAGGCCUGAGGUUUCCCCUGACCCACUGCAGCCCUUCCCGGCCCCAUCCCCAGAUGCGGGUGGCUGAUGGGCUCUGAUGACUGGGGCCUGGCUUGCAGGCUAGAGGCGGCCGAGGCUGCGGGAGGAGUGAGCCCCGAGUCCCCCCUGGAGCGUGGCGCUGUGUCGGGGCCAGAGCAGCCGGAGCUGGACACGGAGCAGGCACAGGCCAGCUACCGCGACCUGUGGAGCCUGCGCGCCUCGCUCGAGCUGCAUGCAGCUACCGCCUCAGACCACAGCAGCAGUGGUAAUGACCGCGACUCGGUGCGCAGUGGUGACAGCUCUGGCUCAGGGGGCACGGCGCCCGCCUUCCCGCCACCCUCACCGCCCAUGCCCCCGCGCCCCAAGGACGGUGAGGCUCGCCGGCUGCUGCAGAUGGACAGCGGCUACGCCAGCAUCGAGGGUGGCCGCGGUGCAGUCCCUCCCGCACCCCGGCCUUCGCGUGCGCCCUUGCGCCGUGGCGACAGUGUCGACUGUCCACCCGAGGGCCGUGCACUGGCCAGCACGGGCGACGAUCUGGCUAUUCCCGUCAUCGAGGAGGAGCCUGGUGGGGGUGGGGGUGGCGGGGGCUGCCCUGGCUCAGGCCUCUGCGUGGAGCCCCCCGGGGAGUUGCUGGACAAGCUCGUGGCCGGCCUCGAGGAGAGACUCUUCCCCCCGCGCCUGGCAGAGCCCGUCCCAGCAGCCCCGGUGCUGGUCGUCGCCGCUGCCCCUACGUCCCCCGACCACAGCCCGGCCUAA